AUGGCAUCGAUAGAAUUGCUGUCAGCUCUAACAGUGCCAAAACUGAAGGAAAAAUGCCGUGAGCUAGGGCUACCUGUUGGGGGAAAGAAGGCAGACUUGAUCACGCGGAUACAAAAUAAAUUAUCAGAUACCAGUGAAGUUGUCGCUCCGCCAGACGCAUCCUUAUCUAAACCAGCUCCGAGCACAUCCAUCGAAUCCACUAAGCCAGCGGCGCGUACGAAGGGUUCAAUAAAAAGAAAACUAUCUCUAGAAAGUCUCGCUUGCACACCAAGUAAGAAGGCUUCAGGGAAUAAGAAACAAAGACCAUUAAAGGAUGUGGAGGUAGCAGAUAAUGCUCCACCUACCCCGCCACCAGCAACCGCAACAGCACCAGCAGUGAGCACUUCUAAGAGUAAUCCUCAAAUUGCAGCGCUUCUGAAUUCUCGCGAAGACAGCGCUCGAGAAGGGUCGAAAACCACCGGAACAGCUAAGGCAAUUCCGCCUACUACCAAUCCUAUUAUCAGCUUGGGCGGAAAUCCUAGCCCGUGGAACAGAACACUAUCUUCUACACACGAUAAAGUCACCACUGGGCAGCCGAAAGAUAGCCAUAACCAACUGGAAAUCAAUAGUAGCAAACCCAAUCGGGGGAGCUUACAUACCGCUACACUUAAACUUAACCCGGUAGCCACUAAAGACCCUGGGAAACACGAGAAGACUGUUACAACGAAAAGAAAGAACGUAUUAGCAGUAUCUAAUCAACGAAAGGGUGAUAUUUCUUUACCCGCCCAGGGGAGUAUUAGAGUGCACCGAUCUUCACUAGAUACGUUAGGAUUUACGAAAGCGGAUGGGCGCAGAUUCUCUGGAUUGUCUAUUGUAUCUUCAUCUGGGGUUAGGUGUCGUAGGGAGGGUGGCCCGGGCGUGGUGGCCCCUGUGGGGAUUAGGAAAGCCUCAAUUGGCCCAAAUGAGGAAGAACCACACCCUAAUACCGAGUACGGACAAAAUGAUAUCACGGUUAGGCCAUCGGCACGAGGAUUCAGAGGACUCAAACCGAGUAUCAAAACUAUGGAUUCAAAUAACGACACUGUUCCAAGUUCUUCAUUUACUACCAGUACUCCACCAGCAACUCGAAAGAGUGAUAACGAGAUUUUAGCAUCGAUAAUUCGUAAUCCUCCUCGAUACUCCUUUCGAAGAGAAGUUGAAAGAAUUUCACUGGUUCUAGCAUUAGUGGCGUUUUACAGCUGCUCGUUCGAAGACUCAACCACACCGGGAUGUUUUCUGAAGCAGCUUGCCUUGAUAUCACGGAAAUAUAGAUAUGCUUCUACCCUUGCAUUUACAAACUUGGUAAAGUUGGAAUUCCGUGGCAAGAGGACACAAAAUUGGUUUAAAAACAAAGGGAUAGACGAAAAGGUGGCAGAUAUAAGGCCCUGGUACUGGCAUCGUGUUUCUGAAAGAGCAAGUAUUAUUGAGCGGGUUAGGACAUCGUGGAUGGAAAGAGUCUGGAGAUUUCUCGUGCUGGCGUCAGAAUCAAUAAAGCCGAGCAUAGUGGGGAGUUCCAAGCCUGUGAAAUUUGGGUUGUGGUUCAAUGGGAUAAAUAAACACUUGAUAACCGAUCCUGAUUUUAUCGGUCAGUUUGAAACUUCAAUAAGAUUCUGGAUCCGUCGGUUUUACGUAUGGGUAACUAGAAAUGGCGGUGGAUAUCCAUUACUACUGCAGGACCUGCGUGAUGAAAUGGUACAGGACAUCCAACCCCUCGUUGAGACCGAGAAUCAAGACCUGUGGAGGGUAGUAACAAGAUGUGGAGAUGUUCAUUUUAUCGUGGGAUUGACAGGUGAGGUUAUAGGACGAGUCGAGGUAGACGAAUCUAUGGAGAGUGGUUUAAACCCGGUGCUUAGGAGAGCCAGGACCAGAAUUGGCACAAUUAUUCGUUCAAGAACCAGAGCUUCUAGACUGUAUUCACAGAUAAACGAAAGAAAACGCACAAAUAUAGAUAAUUUUACCUGGAAGGAUCUUAGAGAAGAUUGGAAAGAGCAUGCUUUAACUCUGGUUUCGCCCUCAACUACUCCCGAAGAACUAAAUACCUCGUCAGGAAGGCUUAUAGAGUCCGUGUACCGGCCCGAUUCAAAGACAGUUUCAAACGGAAUCCAUGAGUCCAUAAAGCUCCCGCACCAUCGUGUUCUAGCCGAAAGAUGGGUUCUUGCCCAGGUUGAACCUGGUGGCAUAUCGGGAAAGCCUGUUCUCGAUACUAUUCACAGCCCCAUGCGUAGGAAAGAAAAGUUAGGUCUAGAUUUGCAAGCCAAGUUAAUAGUUGAAAGCGUUAGAUGCUCUGGCGAAAAAUGGAUCUCUAGCAUGAACGGCUAUUUGGCUCAAGGUGUGGGGUUCGUACAUACACCGGGUAUGGGAUGGUUUGUCUUAGAGGAGACAGGACAGAAUAUUGCACAGGAAGACUAUGGUAUACAAGGUCUAUGGGCUACUGUUCUUGGGGUGAAUGAGAACGGGAGUGCGUUGAGUGCGAAUGCUCUCGAGGGAUUGGCGGAAAUGUUCGUUAUGAAAGAUAUGUUGGACUAUAUGUAG
Messenger RNA from Morchella sextelata, 2550 nucleotides. RefSeq lists its product as uncharacterized. NCBI's taxonomy places the organism in Eukaryota, Fungi, Ascomycota, Pezizomycetes, Pezizales, Morchellaceae. Bases 1 to 2550 code for a protein of 849 amino acids. The transcript is spliced from 6 exons. The record is from RefSeq and is a predicted model, not a curated record.